Messenger RNA from Funneliformis caledonium, 445 nucleotides. NCBI's taxonomy places the organism in Eukaryota, Fungi, Glomeromycota, Glomeromycetes, Glomerales, Glomeraceae. The record is from the annotation of a GenBank genome assembly.
GAAAAAGAACAAGAAGUUCGAAUUGCUAAACAAAAAGCAGGGUUCUUUGCUCGUAAACAUGCUGAAAUGCGGAGUAUUAUUGGAGGGAAAACCAAAGCAAAAUUAGACAAAGAAGAAGUAAAAAAUGGAUGGGGGCUUCCUCGCCGAGGUUCUAACGAAGAGACCGAAGUCAUGUUCUCGUCUAACGAAGACAGUUCCUGCUCCGUUGCUUGGGUUUUUCAAAGGAUAUUUUUAGCAGCGUUAACAUCUCGGUCUGCUUCAUAUCCACAAACACAAACAAAUAUUCUGUCUUUUAAUUCUAAAUCUUUUUUAACUUUUCCACAACCAAAACAUCUUUUGCUUGUAUUUCUAGGGUUCACUUCAACUACUUGCUUGCCAGUUAUUACCACUUUUCAAGCAAGGAAACUCAAAAACAAUCUUCAUCCAGCAUCAUUAAUACUCUUGG